AUGUCGAAAUAUCAAUUAGGAUCAAUUAUUUUUUUCGUAUCUUAUUAUUUAAUAUUUGUGAAUGGUGGUGCUAUUCAAUUAACAAGUAGUAAUAUUGAUUCUAUUCUUUCAUCGUAUGAUAUUGUUUUUGUUAAUUUUUAUGCAAAUUGGUGUCGAUUUAGUCAAAUGCUUGAUCCUAUUUAUAACGAACUUGCUGAUAAAAUUACAAAAGAAUUUCCUCAAUCAGGCGUUGUUGCCAUUGGAAAAGUUGACUGUGAUUCUGAUAAUGCAAUUUCAACCAAAUAUAAUGUUAAUAAAUAUCCAACAUUAAAAUUAUUUCGACAUGGAAUCAUGACUAAACGAGAAUAUCGUGGAGCAAGACAAGUUGAUGCUUUUUUUGAUUUCAUUCGUAAACAAGUUGAAUCAUCAAUAAUGAAAAUAUCUACACCAAGUGAUUUGAUAACAAUAGAUUCAAAAAAACGUUAUAUUAUUGGACAUUUUGAUGAUGAAAACUCAGAAAACUAUAGAACAUUUACAAAAAUAGCAAGCCUUCUUAGAGAUGAAUGUAAUUUUGUUGCGUCAACAAAUAAAGAUGAAUUCAAAAAUGAACGUCCAUUAACUGAUGUUGUAUAUUAUCGUCCUUCGGAAACAUUAAAUGAAAAAGAAAUUUAUUACAUUGGUUCAAUAAAUGAACAGGAAUCUUUAAUAACUUGGUCUCGUGAAAAAUGUAUUCCAUUAGUUCGUGAAAUAACAUUUUCAAAUGCUGAAGAAUUAACUGAUGAAGGUUUACCAUUUCUUAUCUUAUUUCACAAAGCUGAUGAUCUUCAAUCUGUUGCUUUAUUUGAACGUGAAGUUGCCAAACAACUGCUUAAUGAAAGAUCAAGUAUCAAUUGUUUACAUGCCGAUGGAGCUCAAUUUAUUCAUCCACUUCAACAUUUAGGAAAAAAUAUGGCUGAUUUACCAUUAUUAGCUAUUGAUAGUUUUAAACAUAUGUUUCUUUUUCCCGAUGUUAAUCAACUUUCAAAAGAUGGAAAAUUAUUAGAAUUUGUUAAAGAUCUUCAUUCAGGAAAACUUCAUAGAGAAUUUCAUAAUCCGCCACCACCAACCCAACAAACAUCAACAACUACAGUAUCAUCGAUAGGUGAUGAUGGUGAUUCAAAAAGUAAACAUAUUCCAAAAACUUCAUCGUUAGCUACAGGCGAUUCUUCAUCAGAUCCGAUGAACAAUGUAAUAAAGUCAGGUUCACAUCCAUCAUCACCACCAGAAUCAGUUUUUGUUCGUUUAACACCAAAUCGUCAACGUUAUUCAUUUCGUGAUGAAUUAUAA
Rotaria socialis is the source of this 1305-nucleotide messenger RNA. Lineage: Eukaryota; Metazoa; Rotifera; Eurotatoria; Philodinida; Philodinidae. The record is from the annotation of a GenBank genome assembly.